Lobosporangium transversale is the source of this 552-nucleotide messenger RNA. RefSeq lists its product as hypothetical. NCBI's taxonomy places the organism in Eukaryota, Fungi, Mortierellomycota, Mortierellomycetes, Mortierellales, Mortierellaceae. The transcript has 3 exons. The record is from RefSeq and is a predicted model, not a curated record. The coding region runs from base 1 to 552 and encodes 183 amino acids.
AUGCGCAAAAAGUUGUUAGCUGACGAAGAUGUUCUUCGAUCUCCAGAUUUGCUGAAUCCCCCUUCAACAACACAACAAUCCAAACACUACCAAGCGCGAUCAAUGAUCCUUGCGUAUUACUUCCGAGUAGCAUGCCUCUCUUCCUCACUCUCCUCAUCCAACUCCUGGUCACCAUCCAAUUUAUACUCAAUGCUAUCAAGGCCUACACCUCCUGAAUCAAUAUCAUCAUCCAAACCAACAGUAUUUGCAGCAAAUUGCCUUUCAGGGCCAGUACAACCCACAUUUGACGCGUGUAGUUUAAGCUAUUCCAUCUUCCAUUCCCGCAUCGAACCCGCAGUACACUACACAGCCAUCUCACCUUCACCUUCGCCUUCUCCACUCUUGGGUCCUCGACCAAUUGUCAUGUCGCGUGAAAUCCAGCCUAAUGCCGCUUCUGGCUCAUCCAACAGAAAACGAAAGAUAGAGGAAACCGAAGAAGAGCACCGUCAAAAGGUCACAACAUUUGAGAAAAUGAAAGAUAGCUGGGAAGAUGCGCUGAAACGCGCAGUGUAG